This is a messenger RNA of Aspergillus candidus, 421 nucleotides long. RefSeq lists its product as uncharacterized. The transcript has a single exon. NCBI's taxonomy places the organism in Eukaryota, Fungi, Ascomycota, Eurotiomycetes, Eurotiales, Aspergillaceae. The record is from RefSeq and is a predicted model, not a curated record. The coding region runs from base 129 to 383 and encodes 84 amino acids.
CAUCGAGCGUGCACCUGCCAGUCUUUGAUCCAGUCUCGACGACCGCACCUCAAAACUCAAGGAGCAUCUGACAGCGUCUAACACACCGUUCUGAGGGUGAGAAUGCCGUGUAUGGCUCAGUUUGGAUCAUGUUUUCCCCCUUCCUGAUUUCGUUGAUUCUCUUCCCUCUCUUCAGAUCGCUACGGAUGGUCUUGACAGACUUAUUCCAUACCUACCUCCCCCACCCUAUUUAUCCCCUUUUCAAAGUUCAUACCCAAGCUUUCUCAUUAUAUUAUACGGAUUCAUACGUUAUCACUGUCCUCUUGCAGCUAGCUACUUUGGUUGGGCUCGUUAUGAUAGAUUAUCGAUGUACAUACUUAAUUGAUAUUUAUAACUCUUAUUAAGAUAUAAGAUAAUAUGAUAUGACUUAUAGAUUUUCGCA